AUGCGCGAAGAACCCCAAGCGACGAGGUGGACUUACAUCCUCUUUUUUCCCUUCACUGCUGCACUUGGGUCGACGCUCUGGAACCAGUGGGACGUCUUCGACGAGAUGUUCGAGCAUUCGUGGAAUGGGAAGAUGUGCUUCGUUAUGUUCCUCCUCGCGCUCUGUGCCGCAGUCUUCGACUUUGGCACUAUCCUCGGUAAGAACUUACCCCCAUUCGCCAGUAACAUUACCGCGUGCAUGCCGAUGGUUUUCAAUUUCUUCCGUGGGAUGCGGCUCUACUGCUGA
Messenger RNA from Sparassis crispa, 285 nucleotides. RefSeq lists its product as hypothetical. The transcript has 2 exons. Lineage: Eukaryota; Fungi; Basidiomycota; Agaricomycetes; Polyporales; Sparassidaceae. The record is from RefSeq and is a predicted model, not a curated record. Bases 1 to 285 code for a protein of 94 amino acids.